This is a messenger RNA of Leptidea sinapis, 10455 nucleotides long. RefSeq names its product phosphopantothenate--cysteine ligase (gene Ppcs). Gene Ontology annotation, molecular function: phosphopantothenate--cysteine ligase activity. Lineage: Eukaryota; Metazoa; Arthropoda; Insecta; Lepidoptera; Pieridae. The transcript has 7 exons. Gene Ontology annotation, cellular component: cytoplasm; nucleus. The coding region runs from base 173 to 1123 and encodes 316 amino acids. The record is from RefSeq and is a predicted model, not a curated record. Gene Ontology annotation, biological process: coenzyme A biosynthetic process.
GUGAUGUGAAAAACAAUCAGUAUCAGACAUUUGCGAAAUAUCGACUUUUAAGUUUUACGGCAAUUCACAUUUUCAGUUGUUCAUAGUUAUAUUUUGAAAACUUGGUUAACAGACUAUUGAAAAUAUAAAUCCAUCCUGUAGCAUUAUUAUUGGUACAAGUAGGUAGAUAACAAUGAGUGGGUCGUGGGAAGAGUUCUUCGCCACUCACCUGCCGCCGACAGACUUCGAAGACAAUCGCUCUCUCCUCAAGGAGUUCUGCGACAGACACCACCAGCAGGGUCACAAGAUUGUACUCGUCACUUCUGGAGGAACGACGGUGCCCCUGGAGCACAAUACGGUGAGGUUCGUGGAUAACUUCAGCGCGGGCAGACGAGGCGCCGCCUCCACUGAGUACUUCCUGGAGCAUGGCUACGCGGUCAUAUUCAUGCACCGACAGAAAUCACUCGAGCCCUUCGCCAGGCAUUUCAGCGGACCCAAACUAUUGGACAUGCUUGAGAUGCACGAACAUGGGAAUAAUACCACUAUUACAGUGAAACAGGAUAGUGUGUUCGUGUUGGCGCCAGUGCUAGCUCGGUACCAGGCCGCCCUAGCCGCGGGCGCCAUUUUGCAUCUGGCCUUCACCACGGUGUCCGAUUAUUUCUGGUUGCUGCGUGCGGCGUGCGAAGUAUUGGCCAAGUUUGGACCCAGGGCAGUUCUGUAUCUAGCUGCGGCCGUUUCCGACUUCUAUGUACCUAAGGAUAGAGUUCCUACCCACAAAAUACAGACAGAAAGUGGUGCACCCGUGAUCCAGUUACAACUGGUUCCCAAGUUGUUAGCGCCACUCGUGAGCCUCUGGGUGCCCAACGCGUUCGUCGUGUCCUUCAAACUGGAGACAGAUGAGAGCAUACUGAUCAGUAAGGCGAAGGCAGCGCUCGAAAAAUACAAACAUAAGGUGGUAGUAGCAAACAUGCUGCAGACCAGAACGCAGCGUGUAGUCGUGGUCACUCGGGAGUUAAACCAAGAGAUAGUUCUCACCAGGGAAGAGGUCCAUGCAGGUAUGGAUAUUGAAGCGCCAAUAGUGAGUGAGAUAGUUCGCCUGCACGGGGAGCACGAGACGGAACGAGGGGCGGGGGGUGGCCGCUGAGAUUGUGCUUGCCGUCUAACUAGGUUGUACCUGACCGGUCAUAGCAGGUAGGCAUUACCCUGGCGACUAGAGCUGCUAGGUUAUACCCCACUAUAGUAGAUAGACUAAGGUAUUACCUAACCGACUCAGGCCCGGUAUCCACCAAAACGCAGAGGAGAUGUAUAUAUUUUGAUAACCAAUCAGAUUUCGUUAAUUCCACAUCUUCGGUAGAAAUGGAUCAAGCGAGGAGGUUCGUGCCGUGUCGCGCGAUCAAGCAUGUAGGCGGGGCUUUCGUAGACAUCGCUUGACUGAUUUCGAGCUCUCACAGCUCACAUCUCCUCUCUUAGGUGGAAAUAACGUGACAGAUUCGCGGCUUACCUCCUCUCGUCUACUCUCCUCUUCCCCUUUGGUGGAUAUUAGGCCUAUAUUGGCUUGGUAAUAUCAUACCGGCUAUUGUAGCUAUGUUAUACUAUAGCAGGUAGGAUGUAUUUGAAUAAUAACAAUUAUUGUUAGACGGUGUGAUCAACACGUAUCUUAAAGGACGAUAAAAUAAGUGAAUACACGGGAUUAAUAAAAUAUCUAUAUUUUACCAUAAUCAAUAUUUUAAUAUGGCCAGACAGUGAUCAAAAAAAGGUUGGAAUAACUAUAUUAUGUUUAGAAGACAUAAUAUUUUAUACACUAUAACAUAGUGUACACAAUAUUUAUUAAAUAUAAAAAAAUUGAUUAAAUUUGUACCCUAAAAUUAUGUUAAUUAGGUUUAUUUUACUUAUUGUAAUAAUUAUUAUUAUGACGGGUACUUACGAUAUAUAUUUUAUUAAUUUGGUGCCGAUAUUUUGGUCCAAUUGCAUGAUUCGUGGUCGCGGCGGAACUGCGGUGACGGCGACAAACUCUUGACACUUGACACUAAUAGUACAUCAAUCUGUCCACUUGGCGACUAACGGCCGUUCCCAAUAUUCAGUCUAUCUCUUACUUAAGAUAAAAAUCGUAACUAUCGUUGACUUUUCUGUCCCAAUACACUUUUCGACGGUAACUCACCUUAUCCGUGCACGCUGUCUGUCAAUGGGACGACGUAUAGCUUACCAGCGAUAUAUAGUUUGUAUGGAAAUUUCAAUUCACGCAUCCCAAUAUAAGGCGAUAAGAAUGACUUAUCGGGUAUAUUGGGGCAGCUUCAGAUUAUUGACAGCUAAUUACUGACAUUAGAAGGUAAUAAUUUAUCUCUAUCUGUAGAUAGUAUAUUCUUUGAUCCCUUAAUUCACGGCACUCACUACCGUCGACGCCUGUAUAUAUCUUGAGUACUCGUCAUAAUAUUUACAAUGCGAAAGUUCCGCGAUGAUAAAAGUUUAAAAAAUAUAUUUUACUUCCAAUGUAUUUCUUUGAUUUUAGCUUUUAACUAUUAUAAAUUGUACUUCGAUAUAUUCACGGGUUUUACUGUAACACAAACAACAUAAUAUAUGUAUGUAAUUAUUAAAACUUGUUUGUUUAAAAAAAAAUGUUUUCUUUUAUUAAAUUAAUGAUUAUUAGACAUUAAAAUUGAAAAUUAUUACUUUUAGAACCUAUUUUAUGUAUGAAUGUUGUAUUCAAAAUGUACAUAAAAUUGUUAUUAUAUGAACAAAAUUGUAAAAAAAAUGAUUUUACCCCAUUAAAGUCCUAUUUGCGUGUUGGCAUUUAGCUAAAGUGACAUAAAAUUAACAAUGUUAUUGAUAUAUAUCUAUAUACAAGUAAUGUACGAUAUGUUCAGAGAAAAUGUGCUGCCAUCUGUGUCUUGAGUCUUAAAAUUUUAAAUUUACCUUUAAAACUACAUCUUUCAUAUCUGUACGUAAUAUGUAGUAAUUCAUAUAUCGUAAGUGUAAAGAUUGUUGUAAACAGAACACAACUAUUUAAUUUUCUUUCCAAAGUGUUUUUAUUAGCAUUUCACAUACAAUUUGAAAGGAAAUUAACAUACAUUUUGUCUACAGCUUUUAUAAAUACACUUCCUGUAUCAUAAUUACAAAGCGCCACCAAUAGUGUUUGUUUGGAAAUAUUAUAAGUCGCCAUUAAUUAUAUUGUAACGGUUAAUACAGUUGCAAAAAGAGGCUGAAGUAAUAGUUAUCAUGUCCCUGUCACUACAGCCGGCACAACUUGCAAGGUAUGCCUUACGCGUUUGUGUUAGUAUCCGCCAUUUUGUAUUUUACUCGCAGUGACAUCAUGUUACGAUCACUGAGUCUUUUUUAGAAUUUUUGACAUUAUGCCGUUUCAAGCAAACAAUUUAAUAUAAUAGAUAUUUUAACUAUAUUUUUUUAAAUAAUUUGAAAGAGUCAUUAUCAUAUCAUAUGGGAUUUUGUCAAAUGUAUUAAUUGACGUUGGCACUGACAGCUGUCAGUCUGUUGACACGUGGCUUGAGGGUUUGUUAGAAAUAUUGUGAAGAAGAAAUGUUAAUGAGUAAAAUGGUGAGAUUACUCUCAGAAUAUUAUUCAUAUUCGUAAUAAUAUUUAGGACAGUGACUAUCUAAUAUGUACAAAAUUCUAUUAAAAAUCAUGUAUUUGUUAUUUAGACAAAAAGUUGUUAAUUCUAAAAUAUUAUUUAUACUUGCGUGCUUCUUUUAAAAGCUCUAUAAUUUGCUUACGCUUAAGUUACCAGUGGGAGACUCCUUUGUACAGGAUGCCGACUAGAUUAAUGGUACCACAACGGCGUCUAUUUCUGCCGUGAAGCAGUAAUAUGUAAGCAUUACUGUGUUUCGCUCUGAAGGGCGCCGUAGCUAGUGAAAUUAUUGGGUAAAUAAGAAUUAACAUCUUGUCUCAAGGUGAUGAGCGCAUUUGUUUUUUAACGAGGUUUUUGAAGAAUCCUGAGCGGCGUAUCAAUUACCACUGAACGUCCUGCUCGUCUCGUCCCUUAUUUUCUUAAAUAAAAAACUUAUUUUUAGAUUUCUCCUAAGUAAAAUGAAAUAUAUUAGACUACCUAAGAGUCAAUCAAAUUAUUACGACAAUAUAAUGUUGUUACAAUUAUUGUUUUUUUUUUGGAAUCGGUGUUCUCCCGCCGCCGCGGCCCCGAUCUCCCCUCCUGCCUCGCCACGUCGCGCGUGCGAGACAAGCACAUCUCAUCGAUAACUAUGUAGUUACUAAUCUACCUUGACUGACUCUCACUCCUAAAAUAACAAUAAUUGUAACAAGAUCAUAGUGUAGUUGUUCUAUUUUGUGAACUUCAGUUUAGUUUCAACUAACAUAUUCCAACUGCUUAACGCCUAAGCUGUCUAUAUAGUCACAACCUGAGAGUUGAACAAAGCAAACAGAAUUUUAUAACGAGGCGGUACUCAAACGGUUAGCUCAGUUGGUUAGAGCACCGGCACGGAACGCCGCAGGUCGUGGGUUCGAAUCCCGCAUCGUUCAUAAAAUUUUGUUUUUCAAAUUUUAUUUGUCUAUCUAUAUAGAUUUUUUUUUUCUCUUGAAUGUCUAAUUAAUAUGUAAAUUUUCUGUAGUGUAUGUAUCUAUAUGUUACUGUUAAAAUUUAAUAUAUUAGUGUCUGUUUAAUAAAAAGGUAUUCAAAAAGUCACAAAAGUUUACGUGUGUCGUUAGAUGUGACGUUAGCGAAUCUACGAACAAAUAGAGCGAUGAUUUGUUUGUAGUUGAGAGUAAAUUAAACAUUUGUUUAAUAUUGUUUACACGUUUUGUUUGAAAAUAUGUGUAAGCUGCACAUUGGUUUGGUUAGAACUUGCGUGUGCGUGUAAUUAGUUUAACAACUGAUAGAUAUCCAUACUAAAUACUAUUAAAGUUAUUUAUUUAUUGUCCAAUUAGCACAGCAGUGCAAAUUACACUAAUUAGACGAAACGCAAUAAAGAAAAAAAUUACAAACAAAAAAGGAAUAAUUGAUUUAAUUAUACAAUUUCAAUACUCUUCUUCAGAAACUAGGGAAGUCCACCGUUCCCAUAUAAUACUCAAACAAUAUGGGUCCCAUUUAGCAUUCUUGUCCAAGAGCGCGUUGAAAUAUGCCGAUGAAUGCGCUAUAGGUGCCAUGGCUGGGGCAGAUGAGGCGUGACCACGAAAUAUUUAUUUUCUCGUGGGCUAUGAUAAUUACAUUAAUAUAUACACGUUAAUUCGAUCAUUUACAAUUAGUUCUAUUGAAUCCAGAUUUUAAGCCUCCCAUUUAUUUUCCACCAAGCAUUUCAACAAGUUGAUAUUAAUCAAAACGUUUACCUGUCAUAUUCUUAUAAAAAAAAAUUAAAAACCAAUUCGUCCUCCCAUAGAUAGUAUGUAUAUAGUAUUUAAAAACAUGUCAACCCAACGAUCCAAUGAUCUUUUACUGAAAUGCUUAAUGCAGGUUUGAAAUAUGAUUGCGGAUGAAUGUAGAAAGUGGCCGUUUAUAAUUUACUUAGUCAUAUGGUAAGGCCAGCAAGGUGAGAUAAAGAAUGUAACCAAAGUUUCAUCGAUACCUUUGAAUAUUAAAAAUAAUUGAUAUAUUUCAAAGGUUGUCUAGUGCUGCCAGGCUGUGAUUCCAUAGUUACAAUCCACAACAGCAAAAACUUAAAAAAAAAAACUAAAUAAAUACGGAAACUAAAAAUUACGUAUCAUUAGAUAAUUUAGACGUCUAGAUAGAGUUUUUUGCUCUUUUAACAGAUUGGUUAGAUAAAAACAGACCAGAAAUAUUAGUUUACUUAAGAGUACGUGAAUUGCUCAAAAUAGAACUUUUUUUUUAUGGAAUAGGAGGACAAACGAGCGUACGGGUCACCUGUUGUUAAGUGAUCACCGCCGCCCACAAUCUCUUGCAACACCAGAGGAAUCACAGGAGCUCACUUAAUUCUAAACUUAAUUUUUUUCGACGUUUUCACAGCUGUCAUAGUCUAUAGACGUAUAAAUGAUCUAAUUACAAAUCACUUCGAACGCAAUCCAAACAGGAAUGGAUGUUCACAAAAUGGCGGACCAAAUGUUGACAAUUGGUACUGUAUCGGUAUCUCUCUCUAUAUGUAAUCGAUACAGACUGCUUUCCUGUAACACGAAAGCUAUCGUCGACCGAUAAUAACAGAUGAUUACUGCGUACGAGGGAUGGAGACAGAGAUAAUAGUCGCUCGCUAUCGUAAUGUAACUCAGUAACGGUCCGUUUAUUUACAUUCUUUACCUCGUCUCGCUGGCCAUUGAGAAGCUACUUCCGUUUUGCGUUUCCGUUACAUUUUAAAUUAAUUUAGAGAUUCUUGUUAUUAUUGUAGAUAAUUAAAGUAACAGAUUGUAAACAAACAUAUCUAUUGGCUAUAUCAUAAGCUUUACACGUGAGUAUAAAAAACAAAUAAAAAAAUAAAUUUCGGGCGUAAAUGAAAGAAUUAAACAUGACAACUCGAAAACAAAACACUAAAUGUUUUAAUUCUUUUCUUUUGUGUGAAAAUGUAGAAUUAAGUGUUUUAUAAAAAUAUUUUGUCAGAUUGGUAUGUUAAUAAUACAUCAUGGUGGACUGUACUGUUUAAGAUUCUCUACGACUGCGUCACAAGUUAUAAAAAUAAUAUCUCAGGAAUAUCGACCUUUAUACCAUGGUGAUGUUACCUUACAGUAUUGUAUCUUCAUACAAACGGCCGGAACGCACCUAUAUACAUAUUUUUUUAGUUCGGUAGACACUCGAUACACUAGACCCGAAUGUGCCGCAGUACCGAUCAAACCUUGUAUAACGAAUACGGCUUUACGGGCUUGAACCCUUUGCCUAUCCUAAUAAGAAAAAGAUUUCGCAAAUGUCAGAAAAUUUUAGGAACCAACUUCACCCUGUUACUUUUGUUACAGCGAUGCGCGCGCAUCUUAAAAUUUCACUCUCAUCAUUUUUUCAUAACCCGCCUAAAGAAGUAUAACUUAAAAAAAAAUUUGGUAACAUACAUCAUCUCAUGUGUAUGUCUUACUGUUAAUAAUUAGUUACCUUUCGGAAUUUUAGUUAGUUAGUUAGUUGCAUUGAUAGAUCUCAUCCCUGUAUUUAAAAGUUGGAGAAUGAGUGCUUCGUGGUCACUUUUAUCAAAGAACCCAAAAUAAUGACUGGGUUUUCUAAUUAAAUAUCGCCCUUUUUUGACAAAAUAACUUGCUGACGUGGUCGUUUACGAACUAAUAAAACCAGGUCCACUCUGUUGUUAUAUUCUUAAAUAAUAAGAGUGUGUACGUAUAAGUGAUAUAUAAUCUCUUUGUGCCCUUUAGAAUAAGAUUGAAUCUUAUUUUUUUGUGAAUAUUUAAGUUGAUAUUGUAAAUGUUUAUUAUAUUGAAUGUGUAGUUCUAAUCGACAUUCCAAUGUAUUGUGAGAACAAGCGAUAUAACAUACAAAAUAAUGUAUAAUUUUAUUGUUGGUUACUGAACUCUGGUCGCGGAUCACGUACAAUUUCGUACAUUGACCUUAGUGCCUAUGCAUUGCGUUACUGAUUUCUGUAAAGGUUGGGUUAAAAGUACAAGAAACUAUUACUAAUGAUAAAUAACCUGAGUAAGUAACCUACAUCUGAAAUGUUAAAGGUAGAUACUGACCAUCAGGGGCGUGCAUUGGUUUCCCAGCGCGGUAGGUACUCGAAGUCCAACAACUUUCUGUUAUAAGGAUAAAUAUAAGUUCACUUAUCAAUUUUAGAAUUGGUCUACAAAGAGAAACAAUUUUUAUUUUAUUUAGGAACGAAAAUUGUGCAAAAGGAUACUGUAUACCUAAUUUAUGUAAACAAAUCGUAUUUUCCCGACACUGGAAUUCCUCCAUUAUAUUUUAAUUCCUUACUAGUUACCUAUUUUAAACACAAAACACACAGCAACUUCUUUUUUUUUUCCAAUAUAAACACUAAAUAUAAUUAACAAUACACAAAUCAACACAAAACAAAUAACUAAUGUUAUUAGCUUAAUUAAUUAGCUUGCCUACCCCGGAUGUGUUAAAGAUGUCAAAUUACGAUGGCCAUAUUUAAGAACGAUAUUCAUAGUAAUUGUAUAUUUUUUGCCCAGGUCGUAUUACCUUGACAAAUAAAUUUUGUUAUAGAAAUUGAACGUAUUCUACUAGCCUUCAGUAAACAUUAUCGGAAUUGCCUACUUUAGAUAUUUAGUACAUCGCGUAACAAAAAACUUACUGGUUGGGUGUUCAAUAGAAGUUCGAUUAUAGAAUAUAAGAACUAAAUUUAUCUGAAUUAUCUUGGAAUCUAGUGUAGGUAUAUUAUUUAGACUCUAAAUAUGGUAGGUAAGCUAUGCCUAUUGGCAUAUAUGGAAUGCACGCCCCUGCUGACCAUGUAAAUUCUUUGAAAAAAGAAAUGUUUUAAUAAAACUACAAUCUAUUAAAAUGACAACUGCACCAAGAUGGCGGCUCGGCUGCUUGAUACAUCAGUGUUACCAGUUCGAAUAUUUUUACCCAGUCUGAAUAAAAGUGUUAUUGUAUAGUUGGUUGGGGGGGAAUUUGGUUUUAUAUUUUAUCUCUUAUAUGUUAUGUGUAUACUGUAUAUGUUAUCGUUAUGUUCUUAUUGCAUGUUCAUCAUGAAAAUGGCGCCCAACCCUAAGAGAUUUUAAUGAUAAUUUGACGGUGAAUAGAAUUUAUAUAGAAGUUUUUAAGAAAAUACCAAUUUAUGUUCAAAAAUUGUAAGGAAAUUGAUGACGUAAUGGUCAAAAUGAAUUGCGUUCAAAUGAUAUUCAUGAACAUAAUAAUUUCUAAAUAUUAUAAACUUUUAUUUAUCGAAUAAGUAUUUUAAAAAAGCUGCCCCAACUUCUUAUCCUCGUUACCACCAUAUCGGAUGAUAUACUUACUGCAACUUGUAAAGCAACCAAAUAAUUACCAAUCAACUAAAUUGUUAUGUUUUUUUCCGAUCGUUAGUCAAAAAGCGUUUUUCACACGAAAGUUUCGUCAACGAACAAUGGCGAAGUUUCAUACUACAAAAUAUUUGAAAUUGAAUGGAAGCGUCUCAAGAACUGACGUGUUCUAAUUAAUUCUCUAUAAUUUUCUGCAUCUACUGACAUUAUUCAUUUUUAAUUUGGAACCGGGAUAAUGGAGAAAUAAAUGAUUAUUUUUUUUGAGUUUUUAGGUUAGGUUUUUAUUUUUAUUACUUUACCGUUCUAACUAUAUAUUAUACUUAUCUAUUAUAUUCCAACUAACAUGUUCCAACAACAAUAACACUGAAUAACACCAAUUCCAAAAAUCUUUAAGGAUAGGAACUAGUAACCAUAGGCAAAUAGUUAAUAAAUACCUACCUAAUUACUAACGUCUACGGUAGAUACUACUGUCUACGGUCAACAACUCUGAGUAUUAUAUUAUGAUAAAAUGGAAACUUGUUACUUGAUGCCAUGGUAAUAACAUUUUAUUUGCAACAAACCAGAGUUGGUUGUCCAUAGCUUUAUAAGUAAUUUUAUAAGAGGGAAGUCAAAUGCGCAAUCCAUAGUCGUAGCUACUUCUAAAGUGUGCCUAACCUACGCCCGAAUUUAAGGCUCGGGUCGACUUUUAAACUAAGUACUUCCAUUUUUAUAAUCUUAAAAAACUGGUAAAAUAAGUACCUACCUAGAUUUUUAAUGUCUUUUUCUCAAUCCAAGAUCUUAUUUUGUAGAAGUAGGUAGCAGUAAAUUAAACAAGCAAAAUAUUUUAUUUUGUUUAUUGUUAUAUAAACAGCGUACGUUAGACCAAAUCGUGGGGCAUAUCAUAGUCCGGUAAUGGUGGUGGAGGAAAUGAGGUUCAGAGUUUAAAACGAGAGAAAGAUAUUAUUCAAGUCCAAAACCAAGCCAUGUAAAACAGAAACUACUUAUUAAAAUAAAGAAAGCACAAAACAACACAACAGCGGUAACUACAUAUAAUUGAUAGGUAUUAUUAGCAUUAGGUAGAUCAUAGGUGACAGGUAUAGAAAUUAGAAACUCAUUGAUCACUCGCUCAUCGCUGUCAGUCAUAUUGACAGAUAGCUUUCCUUGAUCUAACCUAAAAUGGAUGUGAUUUCAUAGUCGUGACAGCAUAUACUGUGUGAAAAUGAAAUAAAUAUUUUAUUUAUUACCCCGGUUCCUUUUGCAAUACAAUUUUAUCUACGAAGUUUUUUUUUGUAACUAUCCUAACCUUAGACGGUUAUUCCUAUAGUCAGGUAAAAUUUCGCCAUUGUUCUUUGUUAAAACAGCGUUCGUUGUGUGCCUUGUGGCAUUUUGUGAUUUGGAUUUUUAACGCCACGCUUUUUAACUAACGCUGAGGAUGUUGCUAAGGCACGGACAUAAUAAUAUAAUAGUGUAUGGAGAAUGGUGUAGAAAUUGUCCGUAAAGAAUUUUAAAAUGGUAGAAUUCUGGAGAAUCUGUUGUAAUGAUUUUGAUAGUUACGUCAUAAAAAGUACUUACCUAGUUUUGUUAAAUGUAAUAUAUUGGAUAAUGAAGGGUAUUUACAUAUACUAUGUUUGUGAUUCUUGUUAUUGAUAAUGUAUGUUCUAUAUAAAGGAAUAUGAUACGGUG